AUGGAUGCACGCCCACAGGAUGCUUCAUUGGACAUUACAGUGCCUGAGGAGGAGGAAGCUGCUAAGGGGGCAGAUUCAGAGGAGGAGCAGCAAAUGUCAGUUUGCCUGAGUGACAGAAGUGUACUUCUUGGAAGAAAGAAGAGGAUUUCCAAGUCAAGAGUGAUUUAUUCCCCUUCAUCCACGAGAGGGAGCAGGAAGACCAAAGCUGCAGGGAAGAAGAAGAGAAAAUCAUGUCAGGCUGCUGAGCUGGUGCAAGUGCCGGUCCUUGAAAGCGGUGAGCAAGCUGGCACCUCGCAGACUACGCCCGCAGAGUGA
Pelobates cultripes (western spadefoot toad) is the source of this 315-nucleotide messenger RNA. Lineage: Eukaryota; Metazoa; Chordata; Amphibia; Anura; Pelobatidae. The record is from the annotation of a GenBank genome assembly.